Messenger RNA from Kockovaella imperatae, 2339 nucleotides. RefSeq lists its product as hypothetical. The transcript has 12 exons. Bases 201 to 2129 code for a protein of 642 amino acids. The record is from RefSeq and is a predicted model, not a curated record. Lineage: Eukaryota; Fungi; Basidiomycota; Tremellomycetes; Tremellales; Cuniculitremaceae.
AGGCGUGUGACUCGUCAGAGCUCAGGUGGAUCCAGUCCUUCUGUUACACAACAGGGACGACCUCACAGAAGCAUUUGCCAGACGACAGUCCACCCUUGCUUCCCAGACCGCCCACUACACCUCGAGCCAAGCGGCGGACGCCAGCUGCAACUGCCAAAGACCUAUCACCUUACUUUUCAUCUCCUUCCGCCCGAUCCAGCAUGUCCAGUCUGGCGGAUUCCCCCAGCAGGGCUCGCAGCUCUGGGGGCCAUCAACGCAUGCUGACGAAAACUCAAAGUCUAGGCCAAGUCGGAUCAGAGAUGGGCUUCAAUCUCUCUCCCCGCUUCCGAGAAGUCGCUCGAACCAAAUCCAUGCCAAUCACCCCAUCCAAAUCCACACGGGACAACUUCUCGCCUCAACUUCUUUCGUCCCCCACGGCUCAAGCCAUACAUCUUGGCGCUCAAGCUGCGGCCGAAAGCUCUCAAGCUGGAUCUGGUGGAGCAAAGCGUACUUAUGGACUCAAGCGAAGUAUCAAGUCCUUGGACCAACCAGCAGCCCCUAGCUUAGCUGAAGAUGACACAAUCCCCGUGACCACAAGCUAUGCCAACCUCAGGAAGAAGUACGAAGUUCAGAACGAGCCGGCGGCAGCCGACGAAUUUCAGCUUAACGCUUUGAUCGAAUUGACUGCGAGACCGCCCCAGGCCGUGGCGGAUAUGCGCUCCAAAGGCGAGAAUAGACGAUUCAUAGAUGAGAUCGACUAUCUGGUGGAGAAUCUCUUUGACGAGCGCAUCUCUCGGUCGAUUCGGAUCGCUUCGUCUAUUGAAAUAUUGCGCCAAAUGCAGGAUGAAAGUUGGCUAUCAAAAGCCCUCAUUUACGGACAAGUGGAGCGUUUGUGGUCCCCUUUAUGGACAGCGCGUAAAGAAGGAGAUGUUGUGCUGGAUGCCGUGUGUACGGUCUUUGUUACAGUCCUCGCUAUAUCUGAGCUAUCGUUUGACACUUUCGCUCUGGCACAUUCGAGCUCGUUGCUAUCGCUGUUUCUGAGUGUAGCAUCUCGAGAUCCGAAUCAAUUUAUGGAACUCGCGUCUCAUCUCACUGUAGCUGAGCUAAUCGCAAGCACCAGUGAAAAGCUUGGUUUACAGAUCCAAGCAUCUGAGCUUGCACCUCGACAAAUAGCCUGCCACUUGAUGAUCAGGCUUGGCAUCCGACUGGACAACGACUCAUCUCUGGGAAUCAAGACCACACAAACUCUACUACAUAUCCUCAAAGAUUGCGUGGAGCGCUGUCACCCCAAAAGCGGCGCUCGAUUCCCGAAUACGACUCUGCUCCUCUCUUCGGAAAUGUCUAUUCUGAACGAUUGUCUCCAGUCGCUCCUGACUGUCGUUACGCAUAUGUCAAGUUGUCUGGAAUAUAUUUUAGCAAGGGCGAAGAAAUCUGCGCGAACAAUUUGUAUGAUCUUAGAGCUCUCCGUCGAAGCUAUAGGAUCGACAGAGGCUGCAGAGGAGGUCGUCAGUCAUGAUUUGCAACUCCUCGCACUUCUUGUAAAUUCCUCUUCGGACUGGGCGUUGGCCGCUCUCGAUACGACCAGUGCUAGUCAGACUAUCUCAAGGCUGAUCAGGAGUGGCACCUGUCAAAAACAAAAAGAGACUUCUUCGCCGACACGCGCAGGAGUAUCGGCAAGUAUUGAUUCCGCGACAACGUCCACCGACCUACGCCUCCUCGCGCUCGUCACUUUAUUCGGUAUCAUUGUCCACGGCCCUGCGACCGCCGCGGAAACCUUGGCAAAGACUGACUCUCACUGCGGUAGCCAGAAGCCUCGAUCUCAAGCAAAAGUCGACCGAUUGGAUCAGCGCCUUGCUCUCUUGUUCGCCGAAACAUUUCUCUCUGAAUCAAUCGAUGAAGAUGACUCACGUCUUGUGCUUGGUCACAUGGCACUGCUCCUCAUCGCCUUUCUGUCAGUAGAUCAAAGCUCCCGGAGCAGGCUUAUGGGGCUUCUUCCAGGAUCUGAUGAGGCGGAUAAGAAAGAGGCACUACGGAAAUCUGUUUCGAACAUGAUGGGUCAGAGAGACGACGCUGGCGCAGAGUUGCAUCAGGAAUCAGUGUGGACAGAAUAUCUGGUCAAGCUUGACAGUGUGCUUGAGCACAGUUCAUAGACUGGACAGCGUGAUGGGUUCCCACGAGCGAUGAUACACCGUCUCGUUGUGCCAGGGCGAAUGUGGCAGUGACAGUUGCUUGUUUGACUGGAGAUCAAGUCGCGAAGAUGACAGGAGCGAGUCUUGCCGCUUUCCACCGCCCCCUCGCAGCUCCCCAUAAUCGAUCCAUGCCUUGGUGUAUGCAUUAGCCCCUCCCUCCCCUCCCCGGGC